AUGGCAGGUGUUGGCAUGUUGUUGAAGGACAACACUGUCAAGGUGUUUAUACAAGACAGUAAGAAAUAUAGAGCGUGUGACAUCAUUGAACUGGUUGAAAAUAAACUUGGCACGCACUCGGUUUUGGCUUGUAACAACUCUUAUGAUGUGACAUUAAUCAAUAAAACAAUUGCGAGUCAAUUAGUCAAUGAAGGGCUAAUUAAUGGUGAUGAUGGUUUACAUUGUAAAUUUGUAGAUUCUCGAAUUAAGGUCGUGUCAUUUAUGCAUAUUCCUGUAUAUGUUAAUGAUGCAGAAAUCUUUGCUAAAUUAGAUUCAUGGGGUGUCAAGCCAGCAGGCCCACUUACCAGGAAAACGGCAGAUUUUAAUGGGAAAAGAAAGUAUGAUGGUACUCGCUUUCUUAAGGUGGAAUUUCCUCCGACUAAAUCCAGUUUGCCUUAUGCGACUAAUUUUGAUGGUUUGUCGUAUUCAAUUCGACACAAUGAUCAAGAAAAAGUUUGCUUCGUUUGUUUACAGCCGGGUCAUAUUAUUUCUCAAUGUCCAGAGUUAAAAUGUUUUAAAUGCCAACAACCUGGUCAUGGGAAGAGGUCAUGUGUUGCAGUUUUGUGUCCGAGGUGUUCUUUGUAUGACUGGAAAUGUGAGUGCGUCGCAAGUGGUGCAGAUGCGGUGUUUGAAAUAACAACUGGUGUAGGUGAAGAGGCCAGCACGAGCACUAACGGUAAAGGUACCUUUGGUGUUGGCAAUGAGCCAGUCACUGAUAACAGUAGUGGUGUGAAUAAGCCUGUUGUUGAUAAAUUUCAGGAGUCCGUUGUUGAUAAAUUACAUGUGGAAAAUAGUAUUGAUAUUGAAAUUCCUGUUGAUGAGAGUGCAGAAAGUGCUGCACAAAGUUUGCCUAUUAUUUUAAUUUCUGAUCCCAUUGAUCAAAUAUCUGGUGUGGAUGAGAGGAAAGAUGUAACUUCAAUUGUUUUUGAUGAUGUCAAUGAGAUGGAGACAGAUAACAGUGGUAUUAAUAAAGAAGGUCAAAUGACUGAGUUUAAAAAUCCAAAGCGUAAAAAAGUAUCAGGUGCCAUUAUUAGUGAGUCAGUUAUGAAACUGCGGAAUAGUCAAUCGAUUUCACAAUUCAAGAAAACGGUCGGUAAAAAAUCUGAUAAAUCGGUGAAAAAUUUAACUCCUGUUAAAAAUAAAUCUUUCUAA
Lottia gigantea (owl limpet) is the source of this 1191-nucleotide messenger RNA. RefSeq lists its product as hypothetical. The transcript has a single exon. Gene Ontology annotation, molecular function: nucleic acid binding; zinc ion binding. The record is from RefSeq and is a predicted model, not a curated record. The coding region runs from base 1 to 1191 and encodes 396 amino acids. NCBI's taxonomy places the organism in Eukaryota, Metazoa, Mollusca, Gastropoda, Lottiidae.